AUGAUUUCCCGCGACGUUGAUAUUGGCGACGCUUCCCCUAUAAAACAACUCGUUUACCGAUUGAACCCAACGAAAGCAAAACACCUAGACCAACAGAUCCAAUACCUCCAUGAAAAUGAUAUCAUCGAACACAGUCAAAGUAGUUGGAAUUCACCCUGUAUAUUAGUUCCGAAACCAGACGGUAGUUAUCGGAUGUGUACGGACUAUCGUAAAGUAAACAACCUCACGAUGUCGGAUAAUUUUCCUAUUCCUCGGAUGGAUGAUUGCGUGGAUAAAAUUGGAAAUACUAAGUCUGUGUCGAAAGUUUCAAAUCCCUUUAAGCGAACGUGCCAAAGAGGUUUCAGCAUUCGUAACACCACGUGGAUUAUAUCAAUACAAAGUGAUGCCAUUUGGAAUGCGGAAUUCCCCUGCCACCUUCCAACGCCUUAUCAACAGGAUAAUUUCACAGAUCGACGGUUGCGAAGGUUAUAUUGAUGCCAUGAGCAUUUAUAGCGACACAUGGGAAGAGCAUCUGGAAAUAUUACGCAAGUUUUGUCAAACGGUUAAGCGAAGCCAAGUUAACCAUAAAUUUAUUCAAAAGUGAAUUCGGUUGUGGUCAUCUUACAUAUUUGGGCCAAAUCGUUGGCCAGGGCCAAGUCAAACCCAUCAACCCCAAAGUCGUAAUAGUAUAUAUAUAUAUAUAUAUACUAUUACGCUCCUUCACUUCGGUGUUGUUGAGCACUCUGCGGAGUUGUUAAUGGGUGACUAUUAGCGAUAAUGCAAAGCUCGCUUCCCUUGUGGUUGUUUGAGCACUCUGGCCCCAUUACGCUCUGCGCAUGUCUGGAUGCGUUGAGUCACCGUGUUGGACCACAUGCCUUGGUGAGAGCAAGUUCAUGGGGUAUAAAUACGAGUGUCUUACGUAUCUAGACGUGUACCAAGCUGCACUGACGAGGCGUUGAACGCCGAAACAUGCAUGUCUGCAGAUUGUACUAUAUAUAUAUACAGGGUGUAUCAAAAAAAGCGCAAUCCUCGACUGAAAUGUAAAUUGCUAAGCAAAUAAUAGACGAAAACGUUAAAAUUUACAUUCAUUUUAAAGCGUAGCCAUUCAGCUUUCUAACAGUGGGUUGUUUCUCAAAUUUGACUUAUUGGUUCGCGGGUAAUAAUACUUUACGUUAUUGCGAUUGGAGAUUAAAAAAAUUGAGAUGGAAUAACAAAUCGUUCUUUAUGAAAAUAACUGAUUUUUUUCAUUAAAACAAAAAAAUAUUGCAUUUUAUUAAAUGGAUUGUAACAAUAAGUAUAAUUACGGCUUUUCUUCCACUAUUUUAAACUCAGUUUGAAACUUCAAAUGCGAUAUAAUUUUGGCUUUGACCAUCUAAGCUGACUGACAUCAACUUGCUAUAAUUUCUGUUUACAUUACAUCGCAAUUCGAUGACACUCUGGCUCAGACACCAGAAUGUUUUGACGAUUUUUAGCAUUCGUUUAGGAUUUUCAAACAACCUGGUCUCUUUUAAAGUACUUUUAAUUUGUUCUUACAUGGUUUUCCAGAUGUAGGGACGACAACAUUAAAGUUUAAAGAAGAAAAUUCUAACAUUUAAACCGACUAAACAAUAACAUAGUAAACUAGCAUAAUUAAACAGCAACUAAAAUGAUAGGUUUUACUAAAUCUUUUCCUGUGCAAUUAUUACAAGCAUUGGAGACAAGGAUAAUAGUUUAUUUGAAAGAGAAAAGAACAGGCUUUGAAGUAAGCCUAAAAGCGUUUAACUAGAAAUAGUAUUUCGAAAGUUAUUAAGCACAAAAGAUGAAUUGCGUUUAUUUUGAUACACCCUGUAUACCUUGCUCUUCAUGGACAAGAUAAACCAGUGAAUGUAUAAAGAAUAUGGCCAGAGCAAUUGAAUCCAAUGGACCCAAGUGCAAUUGAUCUGGACUAUAUGGAACUGGAUGGACACAUGUUAGUUAUAUUGUUUCUGAACUAUGCGAGUAUUUGCACCCACUAAUUGCCGAAGGAGAUAUCUUAGAGGUCUAUGUUCAGCAUAUCAAGUAUAGGGUUGACGUUUUUAAAAUAGGAUUUUAUCCAAAAAUUUCAUAAAGUAAUGUGGUGAGUGGGAGACUCAAGUGGUAAAGAAGAGCAUGAGUGUAUGUUGACAGAUGUUUGUGAUAUAAUAGCAACUGACUAGGUUUAGCAACUUAUAGCAAGUUAUAGAAAUGCUGUUAUUUCAAUUUGCUAACUUUUUAGAUUUUUUGUCAGCAUUUUUAAACAAAAACUAGGUUAAUCACAAGUGGGUGCAAUUAAAACAAUGUCUGCCAUGCACACUCAUGCAAUUAAGUACAUAAUUGUAACAUGUGCUGUACACUAAAUGAAUAAAUAAAUAGUUUAUACAUCAACUAGACCAACUUUGUGAGUAUUUUUUCAUUAAAAUUAAUGCAACAAUAAAACAAAAAUAUGUCUUUUUAUAUAUACAUAUUGAUCCAAGGUCCCACAAUAACUUGCUGCUGAUACUUUGUGGUACAUUAUAUCAGAAUACAAAAAAAACCUGCAUAUAAUGCAUCUAUCAAUGUUAAGUCCCAGAUCUGGGGUAUUUGAUUAUUAAUUGCAUAUAGCUGAUUUAUAUAUAGCUGAUUUAAUAUUACUAUAAUUACAUAGUUGAUUAUUGAAAAUUCUCCCCGCUGAUUGGUCGCCGUUGAGGCGAUUAUAGCCCGAUAAUCACGUAAGCGAUUUUCAAAAUGGUGGCCGAAACCGUUUUGUCAAUUAAAUGACGAAGAAAUGUGUAUUCUUUUAUUUUUUCUAAAUAAUCACCUAUAUGAAAUUAUACUAAAACAAUUAUUCACCUCAGGCUCGGUGAUUAUCGUGAAUAAAAACCCCUCCUUUGGCGAAUAAUUGUUAAUUAAUUACAGCAAUAAAACACAGUCAUGGGAGAAAAAUAAAGCAUCCAUGGGAAAUAUAUAGGGGACACAAUAAGAAGGUUGUAAUUCAAACCAGUCUAUUGCACCACAAUUUACACUUAAAGAAUACUUUCUGUAAACGAUUAAACGCAUGUCAAAUAACGGAUUUCUUUUUAAAUACAAUCCAUUAUACUGUAAUUUACGAUAACAGUAUACUUACUGGAAAAAAUAACAGUACAUCAUUAUAUAUGGCGAGCAUCACUUCCUGGUGAAAUGGCGGACUGUGAUUGGCUAAGAUAAUUUGUUAUUAAUAAGAUAUCUGCUUAAAAGAAGGAAUACAUUGGUAUUUUUUUGUUUUCUUCGACCAAAUGUGUACCACGCUGCUAAUAUGAAUUUCAAAUCAUGCAUUUCUUGUUUGUUUCAAGUAUAAAUGCCAUAUAAUAAAAUUUUUAUUAACCUCGCUUGCUCGGUAUUUACAUGCAGAGAAAUAUCGGACCUCGGACUUUUUAUACAUAUCACUCCCUACUGGCUUGGUCUAUACAAAAAAAGUCCCAGGUCCGAUAUUUCUCUGUACAGACCUCGCGUUCGGUUAAUAAGAAGUUGUACUUCUUUUCUACGUUACUUUAAAUUUGGGCAUUUUAAUUACCGUUACUGGAAAUCGAGUUCUCAAUUUUAAGAGAACAGAACUGAACUAUUGUGACUUUGAUCAAACACUGUGGUGCAACACAUGUAAAUCAACUUCUGAAGGCUCUGGUCCUAAGUGGGAUUGACCCUUUACAUUGUUUGUUGAGCUGGAUUUGGCGUGAUUCUUAUGUUCAAGAAUAUUUAGAAUCAUUCUUUUGUUCCUAUUGUUGUUGACACUUUUGAAGUCCACCCCAAUACAGUGCAUGGUACUAACACUUGCUGAAGACAACUAAUACCACAACUAAUUCAACUGCUGCAUGUCUGUUGCAUCAUAAAAGAGCCAUAACCUACUGAAGAAAUCAGUGCUGUGUCAUAGUGUCAAAUUGGAAACAUGCAGCUUCUCCAAAGCUUUUUGUUGUAGUAGUUGAAUCAAUGUUACUCAGCAUACGCAAAUUCAUGUUUCAUAUUUUCAUUUGAUUUAUUAGAUAUCGACGAAUGUGCUCGUGGUUACUGUGAUCCAAAUGCAGACUGUGUAAACAGUGUGGGAUCAUUUUAUUGCACUUGCAGAUCUGGUUUUACUGGAAAUGGACGCAACUGCUCAGGUAAUGAAAUAACAUGUGAUACGAUGUUCUGUAGAAUUAGAUAAUUAUCAUGAGAUAGCUAUUUGACUAUCUGACAAACUAAAUUUCUACAAACCGGCAAACAAAGUUCACCAACUUGUCCUGGAGUGUUUUAGGUGCGACGAAAUUUGUAGAAUUCCAGUCCGGUGCAGUUUUUUUUCCAUUAACUACUCAUUCCCAUAGAUAUCUUAUAUACACUAGAUAGCGCAUCUCUUUUAUUAAAAUUGAAGCCAAGAAUGUUCCAGCGGUUACCCCCAUUUGAAAAGAUGGCGGCCUUAUUGGUCGUUCCCACUUGCAAAUAAACGCUUAAAAACAACAAUAACUUUCAUCAUUUGAAUAGUUUAAAAACGUAUUUGGCAUAGGGUUAACUUAGUGUUUAAGUUCCCUGUUUAAGAAAUAGAAAACACACGAAUCUUCUCAUUUAAUGGGAACGACCUGAGACUGCAAUCACGGCUUCAAUUUUUGAAUUGCAGAAUAAUUAGAUGCACUAUCUAGUAUAUAUAAGAUAUCUAUGCUCAUUCCCCACUAUAUAUACUGCUUUACUAAAAUCUUUAUAGAAAAUUUCUAAAAUUUAUAUAGAUAGAAAACAAAAAUUUGUAAUGCAAAAACAUGUUCUCGAUUUGUAAUCCGAAAAUAUGUUGUCAUGCUUUUUUUUUAAAAUGAUAUUUCAUAAUUAUAGUUUUUAGUUUGCUAUAAGCAUAGAAACAAUUAGCCUAUCUCACGACGGCCAAAUUCGCCAUUUUUGGGGUACUUUUUUAAAACUUGACGACAUGAAAAAUCCAAGCGAUGUGAAAACAUUUUUUCAAAUAUUUAACUGUAAAUUAACUUAUAAUGAUUAUACUCACAAUUAUAGUUAAACAAAUCCCUUAUUCACUGCGUACAAUCUCAGAUUUGGAAAAGAUAGUAACUCAAAAAUGGCGGCGUGAGAAAAGCUAAUUGUGAGUCAUCGUGUUUGUUUUCAAACUACAAAGAGUAACAUGGUGCCAAAUUCGCAUACGCGCUUAGAAAUAUCAGCAAACUAUAUGUGUUACCAGACCCAACGGAAUUUUAAAGAAAAAAGACCAAAAUAAAUUAACACUCCUAUACAUGUACAUACCUGUAGAUUUUAUUUUUGUGGAGGUAGCCAAUCUUUAAAUGGAGCUAGACUAUGCCACAUUCUCGUACCCAGAGCCCGCCUUAUACACACGAUCAACAGGGCAUGACAAGGACGCGGUGUACGAGAAUGGGUUUGCCUCAACCGUCAACUGCAGAUCAAAAUUUAGUCUCUGAACGAGAACAAAAUGCCAAGUGUGUCAAUGUCAUGUUUAUGCGCAUAUUCUGGGUAUUUCAGACUUAUUUAAUACAGCGGAAUAUAGAAGUGCAUCCUGAGAGUUCUUGCAGUUAUUCAUGCAGUUAUUCCAGUUAGUCAGUAACUCCUGGUUUAGAUAACAAGCUCCAAAUGAUUUUUGGAGUUAGCAACACAGCAAGUAACUUCAACCUUGCAUGUAUGUACCUAGCGGCUAUAGGCUGACUCGCCUCGCUAUACACAUACUUUUUGGAGUUAGGCAGUAACUCAAGGCUUAGUUACCUUGUUUUUUCAUGAUUUUUGGAGUUAUACGUAGCUCCAAUUGAUUAUUGGAGUUAGCCAGUAACUCCAGGCUUAGAUGCCUAGCUCCUAAAUUAUUUUUGCAGUUGUAUACUUAGCUCCAAAUGAUUUUUGGAGUUAGCCAGUAACUCUAGAAUUCAUAUUUCAACUCUUGAAUUACACAAGUUACUCAAGUGUAUAUUUUGGUUUGGAGUUAGCCCUUUAGAGCUUGGAGGUAGUGUCGCUCCAUAACUUCCUACUUUCUACAGGCAUGCCGAGUGCUAAAUUGUUUCAAUAUUUCAAACUGUAUUUCCGCUCGAAGCUCUCGCGUAAAGUUUAGAUAUUCUGAAAUACCGAAAUAAAAGAUGCAAAUCUAUAGAUACAAACUUGAAAAUAACACUCUAAAUAGUGUCUUGGAUUGUGAUUCGAACGUCGUCGUACAUAUUUGUUUACAUUGUUCAAAGUGUAUUUCUAUAUAGGUAUGACUAGUUUACAUUGUUCGAGUACGGCAAGUUUAUAACUUAUGGCUAUUUUACAUUGUUCGAGUAUAUAGUACCUUUCAAGCGGAAUUUUUUGGUGGUAUUUUCGUAUAUCUACUACAAAUACUCGCGAAGUUCUUUAUAUUAAUAACGUCGGAAAUCUCAUGGCCGGACGGCAUUGAAUUUAUAUGAUGAAUUACAAAUUUAUCGCAACAGUUCGGAAACUUUCGUAGAUGCGCGGGAUUUAACCUAACCAAAGAGCCUGUUCGCAGGAGAAGUGAACCGUCCAUGCACUGCAUACAUACAUGUCCCUAAACCUCUGCCGACAACAUAUGGCGACUACUGUUCCAGUAGACGCCAAAAAUAUAUAAUUCAUGAGGACUUUACAAAGGUAAUUACUACCCUGUUGGUGCAUUUUACAUGUGAUAAACAAUCAUGUUAAUUUGCAUAAUCUUUUCUUUACUUACCCGGCUUGAACAACGUUGAUUUUCAAAAUUACCUCGCCAAUGAACUCGUAAGAUGGAUAGUUUUUAAAACACUCGUAGUCGUGCUUUAUCAGAUAGAGGACACUCCUGCUUGUGUUUUAACUAGUAGAUAGACCGCUUUUACUAGCCUAUAUAUACUUUUGCAUUUCAAGAAAUAUAUAUUUAGCACUCAACUAACAUUACAAUAGCACCAUGUAAGAUAAGUAACUUAUUUGUUGUUCUUUUUAGAAACCUGUGAAGAUGAAAUUGUAUUCUACUCUACAUCAUCAGAGAUUAUAUCAAAUUCCUCAGUCAGCAUUCCUACUGCAGAUAAUAAUAUAUUAGGAUAUGACAAAUACAACCGAAGAUUGUUGUAUUAUGAUGAUACGCAGAACCUAUACAGUGUUGGUUUGAAUGGUUUGAAUUCGACAGUUCUUAUCAAUAAAGCAAAUAUUGCAAAGUUUGCAUAUGAUGGUGAACGUGGUGUUCUAUACUACCAAAAUAGUAGAACAUUAAAAAUCAACUCAGUCAAUAUUAGCAGUGGAGAAGAUGUUGCGGUUCAAGCUUUGGAUUCCCUUUCUGGUAUAAAAGGCAUGGAGAUGGACAUAAAAAAUCGGUAAUUGUCUUCAAUUUGUAUAUUAUAAACUUAUUUAUAUGUACACUUGAAUGUCUGUAAUAGACUCCAAAGUUUAAGUGGGCAUGUGCUUCAGCUCUUUAUAGUUGUAUGUGAUUUGAAUAAUACCGGGGCGGGAGUUGAGACACUGUCUAUAAACGCACUCGUGGAAUAUGUAUUCUCAGUUUCACGCUGCAAUGUAGCAAUCACUUUUAUGGAACAAAACAAUCAGCAUUUUAUGAGACUGCAAGCAGGAUAUUGUACAAAAUACAUAAACGUAAACAAUUAUAACCCACUCUGCGCAUCAGAUUUCGCAAUGAUUUUGCAAUUUGUUGUUGUUUUUUUAUUAACUCCCAGAGACUGAGAUUGACUGUCUGUUGCGGGACUAUAUUAUUGAGGAUGCGAAAAAAAUCAAUCGGCAGGAAUCGAACCUGCGGCCCUGCGAUUCCGGUGCAGCGUCUAACCAACUGAGGUAGACAUAUUAUAGAUGUGAACUUGUGAUUGGAGCUCGACCGGGGCCCCGGCCCCGGCCAAAAUUGGCACCCCCGGCCCCGGACCGGCCCCGGCCAAAAUUCUGGAAAUUUGGCCGGGGAUUUCAAGCUCAAAUUUGUCAAAUUCUUUCUAUUAUUAUCUUAUAAUUGUCAAGAUUCAGGGAACCUUAGCAAAACUAAAAACUAGUAAAAACGUAGUAAAAACGUAGUAAAAACGUAGUAAAAACUAAGUAAAAGUUAAAACAGUUUAAAAAAAUCGACAAAAUUAUAUCGAAAGCAACGAACAGAAAAGAUACGUACCAUUUAUUAGUGAUUGGCAAUACUAUCGAAAAAGUAUCGAAAUCAUCGAUACUUACAAAAGUAUCGAUACUUUCGAUACUCGCAAAAAGUAUCGGUAAUGCUUCAUGAAGGCAACAGACUGAAGGCCCCUGAAGGCAAAAAAUGUUGACAUGAUGCUGUUCUUAAACAAAAACAUGUAGCUAAUUAGCAAUAUAUUUGAGGAAAACAUUGUUGUUUUGAUUUAAAAUCAUAAUUGCAAAUGUUAUGUUCGAUUAAUUGGCAGGUACUCCAGUUAGAGUAUUCUUUGACUUGUUUUAAACAUUAAUGUUCGUGUUUUAAAAGUUAUUUUAAUAAAUGGAAAAAAUUGAGUAUCGGUAUCGAUUUUGGUAUCGGUAUCGACCAAAAUUCAUGGUAUCGGACUGGUAUCGUAUCGAAACCAAAAAGCUGGUAUCGCCCAUCACUACCAUUUAUUCUCGUAAAAUGUUUCCAAUAUGGCUGACGAUAGCAAUAAACCGCUGUCCAGUAAAUUCCACUGGCCUUUCCAAAUCCCGCUUAAACAACAUCGCUCAACAUCACAUAAUAUCAAUGUUCGACCCAAUCUCGUACUCAGAGCAAUGCCUGUGCGCGGGCUAGGAUGGCAUUGGCUCUGGGGAAAUUGAAUUUUUCUUGUGCUGUGAUUGGUUUAACGUUUAUCAAUCGUGCAUGCCGACAAAGAACCGGAACCCCUAAAUUUAGGGGUUCCGGUUGUCAAUUUCCCCAGAGCCAAUGCCAUCCUAGCCCGCGCACAGGCAUUGCUCUGGGUACGAGAUUGUGUUCGACCAGUCCCCGGCCCCGGCCCCGGCCAAAAUCAUGCAUCCCCGGCCCGGCCCCGGCCAAAAUCAUGCCCCCGGUCGACCACUGGGCCUCGACGACUGUCCUCUGUAGCUCAGUUGGUUAGAGCGCUGCCCCAGAAUCACAGGGCCGCAGGUUCGAUCCCUGUCAGGGACCUGUAGUGGCGUUUUUCGCAGCUGUUCCUGGUUAGAUCUAAUAAAUGUACAUAAAUUUCCACUCGAUAAUUUCCAUCUACAAGACCUUCAACUGCAUAUUAGUGAAAGCUUUGAUGUGUUUCUCAGCAUAAUAUUUGAAAGAACUGUUUUUUAAUCUUGAGGGUUUUUUUUACCAACGUUCAGCUGACGUUUGUUGGAUCUAUUGUAUAUUGGUAAAUUACGUAAGAAAUGUUGCAUCUCAACUUUUGCCAUCAGUUAAUGAAAUUAGCCAUUUUAAUCCUUUAAGUACAUGCAAUGCGCCCAACUGCGUCCUACUUAAUUAUUUUACUCUGUCUAACGCUAGAUUACUUUACUCGUCAGGGGGAGAGUGCUGCCACUCAAUGGGUUAAUUACAAAGAAACCGAUUUUUUUAAAACUGGGUUUUGACGGUUGGGUUUGUAGUAUAUCUUCUGCAAUUUGAAUAUUGUAAUCAAAUUACCGACUCUGGUUUCCGCCAAUUUUGCAUAAGUUAAUAGUUUAUUGAAAUAUUUAGAUUUGAUUACUUUAUUUUGACAUUUUUAUAGGUACCUAGUAAUUGCAAAGUCAUCGGAUCCUCCUAUUGUUAGAUUUGAUAUUACAUCACUUGCAACCCAAGAUAUAAACUUUGAUGGCUCCGCUCAGACAUUGUCUGUUGAUCAAGAUAAUGAGGUCGUAUACUGGGACAAUUUUAUCGUUUCUACAGGAACAUAUAAUCUUACAAGAUCAUCUUACACUGGACAAACAGUGCCUCUUAAUAUCAGUUAUGACGCAGAAAUUGAUCUGGCGCAAGACUACAUGCAUCUGUAUGUGUUGGACAAGGAAAAUAAUAGAAUUGACAAAUAUAACAAACGCACAUGGGUAAAGAUAAAUGUUUUCAAUAUUAAUGCUGGGUCACGAAAAUUAAUCGUAGCAUUUGGUGAGUACCUGCUGUUGCAUUUACUGUACUAAAAUAUGCUUGUAUUUGAGUGACUUUGAAUACUGAUGGGACAAGGUUGCUCUGUGUGUCGCCUACAUUGGUAUUUGUGGGCCUGUUGAUCAACACAUUGAGGAAUAACAAACACUUCAUGCCCAGUACCUGCGCAUCACCACUUUAGGAAAUACAUAUCACAAUAAGAAUCAAGAAACUUUUUCUGACCAUGCAGGUAUCUUAACUGUGGUAUUGCGAAGGUUUUCAUUCUUCUCUUGUCUUUUCAGAUUACGAUGAAUGUUGUGUGGGAACAUACUGCCCCGAUAUGGUCAACAUAUCCAAGUGUUUAAACACGCCUAGUAGCUUUGUAUGCAUGUGCUAUGAAGGAUAUUUUCUUAAUGGAACCAUCUGUCAAGGUAAAAACUUCAAAACACAGCACAGUAGAGUUCUUAAAGUUCAUUAACUAUAGACAGCAUUCUGCAGAGACACUCAAAUCCUCUGCCAUUCAAAGUCAAGUAACAGCCUGAAGUACACACUUAAAAACGCACAAGUUGUAACAAAUCUGAAGCAGACUUGUAGCAAUGCUGUUCCAACAACUUGUCAACAGGAUGUGUUCGCACUGCUUGUUCCCAGCUUGUUGACAAGUUGCCAACGACUUGUUGACAACUUGCUGCAAGGUUGUUGAGCUCAACAGACUUCUUACGAGUUGUUCCAACAACUUGUUAUCGUCCUGCAAUUCAACAAUUUGUCAACCAGUUGUGAGUGACAACCUUGUAGCAACUUAAUAAAAUGUUCCCUGUUGUGAGACAGAGCCUAAAUAAACUGAAAAUAACUGCUAGGUGCAAUUUUAUCUUAGUUUGAAGCUGCAAAUUUACAACAGUGAAUUUAAAACAUCUACUUUGUAUACAGGGAGGCCAAGCGUUGAUCUGUGUUUUAAUUGAAUUAUAACACUACAUUACACUAAUAUGUCAUAUAAUAAUAAUACUCCUAUAGUCGAACAUGUAAUAACAACAUAUAAGUUGAUUUGUAUCUGUAUGUUUUUCAGUUUAUUUAAGAUCUAUUAUUAGCUUAUAUAAAAGCAUCGCCUUUCGAACCUGACAGCCCGUUCGCAGGAUACACGCGUUAUUUCGCACUGAAAUAAGAAGCGAGACAAGGGAUGACAUUACAACACGGCGAUGUUUUAUUUUGAAGCCGUAUGUGCUUGUUAAAACGAAUUUUAGCUUGAAAUUCGGCUACAUGAUAUGUCUAAGGCUAAAGUACAUAGCCAUUGAAAAAUUUUGUGAAAUAAAAGCCCUAGAGUCUUAUAAAUAGCUAUAGUUUUUAAUAGCGACGUUUCGUAGCAUGAACGCCCUGACUUGACUGGACCUAAUGUAGUUCAUUUUAAAUUUUAAACAUUGAAACCGUUACGGUCGACACAAAUUGGCUUCUCACCUCGAGUUUGCUUUCUUGUUUAUAUCAUUGAUUCCUAAAGGUUGACGGCGUUUAUUUGACACGACACUCAUUGCAUAAUUAUCGAUCCACUCAAGUCGGGGCGUUCAUAAUACGAUAAACUUUAAGAGUUUCAUCCCUUGUCACGUAUUUAUAUGUUCCCACCUACUAUUUCAAAUCCCGCGCGUCUCCCACGCGCGUAUCCUGCGAACGGGCUGUCAGGUUCGAAAGGCGGUGCUUUUAUAUAAGCUAAUAAUAGAUCUUAAAUAAAUAAAAAAACAUACAAAUACAAAUCAACUUAUAUGUUGUUAUUAUAUGUUCGACUAUAGGAGUAUUAUUAUUAUUAUAUGGCAUAUUAGUGUAAUGUAGUGAAAUAAUUUAAUUAAAACACAGAUCAACGCUUGGGCCCCCUGUGCUUUGCAUAUAAAUUAUGUGAGAGAAAAAGAAUCCAAAUUGGAAAAAUUGCAAUUAUUUUCCAAAUCGGUUCUGUAAAUUAUGAAACUAUUACAUUUUUUGUGUAGAUAUUAUUGACUGUGAUGAUGACCCUCCGUGUCACGUGAAUGCCACAUGUAAUGAUAUCCCUGGAUCAUAUGAAUGCAACUGUUCGGAAGGUCUCACUGGCAAUGGCACAUAUUGUGAAGGUAUAGACCUUUUUUUAUAAAUAUACCUUUUUCAAGUCACAUUUAAAAGGAUGUGAAGUUUUAUCCCUCAAUACACCAUUAUGUUUGCAAUAUUAUUAAACAUUUGGUAAUCUUACUGUUUGUGUGUGUUGGUGAUAUAUACUCAGGUGAAUAUGAUGUUUGUGAUAUUACUUUGGGUGUGCAUCCACACCGGGCAAGCUGAAAGUUUACUGACCACGGUGGGAAUCGAAUCCACGAACUUUGGGAUACUAGUCCAAUAUUCUACCGAUUUGCCCUCCUAGCUCAGUUCGUAGAGCAUUGGACUACAGUAGUAUCCCAAACGUCGCGGGUUCGAUUCCCACCGUGGUCAAGCAAACUUUUCAGCUUGCCCGCUGUGGAUGCACACUCAGAUUAACAUCACAGAUAUUUGAUAAUCUUGAUCUUAUUUUGAAAUUAUUAAUACGCUACCAUAAGUAUGAUUCCUUACGAUUAUGUGAGAAUUUUGUGUGAAGUUUUGUGAGAAACGUUCUUCAACCUUGUUGCUGAGGACAAUUUUCAACAGGUUGUCGUUUUUUAAACUAAACUAAACUAACUUGGUUUCUACUAGAUAGUUUUCCAUGAAUUGGUGCUUUUGGACGACAUCAAUGUCAAAAAAUCUCUUUCAACACAGUCUUAUUGUUACUAAAAAAUCUAAAACCUUAGUUAAACAAACAAUAUGGCGGAUUACUGACGAGGCUGUGAUAACAGCGAAAUUAAUAUAGAACGCCAUGCGAUUUUUUAGUAAGAAUAAGACUGUGUUGAAAGAGAUAUAUAGACAUUGAUGUCGUCCAAAAGCACAAAUUUCCUUGCUUCAACUAAGAGACGUUCAUAUAGCUCUCCAUGAAUAAACUGAUUUUUCUUUCUUGUUCCAGUGAAGAGCAUGCCCUGUAGUGAAGUACAAUUCGUAUAAAGGUGGUUUGAAAUAAGCAGCCAUAAAACGUUUUCUUGAGAUUUUCGUAUUCUAAUUUCUCGGAUUCACAUUUAUUCAAGAGACUAUCAUAUAAAUAUAUCAACCUUUAUGAUGAACAUGAGUGCUUUUUUCUUUCGUUUUUUAAGAUACCGUAGAAAUAUCUGAAUAGGUAUAGUAACCCUCUCUCUCCUCCGCAGAGGCUUAUAUGAAGUUUCUAGUGACAGAAAAGUGAGCGCGCAAGGAGUGAUGGGAAGAGCGAAGUAAAAGAAGCCUCUGCUAGUUAAUACAAUCAAAAUGGCGUCGUAUGUAAUCGUUUGGAGUUCGGUUCGAUAUCAACUUUCGAGGGUUAAAACAUGUUUUCCACUUUCCUUUUCAGGCGUACUUGACUCUCCUGGAGUGAAUCCAAUAUCAAUAUCUUCUUCUGUCCAUUUGCACCGAAAAAUAUUGAGAAAUUACAAAUGAAUUUAAAUGGAUAUGAGCUAUCUAAUUAUAAAUAUCCUCUAAAUUGCAACAUUUCUUUAUAAAAAUGACUCUACUGAACUUCGACACUCAGAUUAUGGUCGAAGAUUUAUUUCAAUUUCUUCCACAUUUCCGUCAAUUUCGAGUUUAAAAAAGAUCAAACAACUGGUUUGGUUCAAAAACCAUACUUCGUUGCAUUAUGUGGCAGAGCCUUCUCCGCUUCAUUUCAAUCUUCCCAUCACACCGCGCGCGCUCGCUUUUAUUCAGGAAACUUCAUGUAAGUUAUUUGUAAAUACUUACGGAGGCUCUGCAGAGGAGAGAGUAGUAACCCUCAUGCCCUUUGUAUAUUUGCCAGUUCGUAGAAACAGACUUUAACUAAGGCGCGGUGGUACAAAUUCUACAGUUAAAUUUGGGUGCUUUCUUAAUUUGCUAAGACAUUGAUGAAUGUAUGGUUGGAGGUUUCUGUCAUGACAAUGCGACAUGUAACAAUACUUAUGGAUCAUACAGUUGUGAAUGUUACGAAGGUUUCACUGGCGAUGGCAAGAACUGCACAGGUAAUAUUAGAACAUUUUAAUUUGAAAAAGGUCUCUAAAUAUCAUAACUAAGGCCCUUUUUCCCACUUGUUAAAUUAAACAUCCUGGGAUUUGUAAUCCCAAACAAUCACAAUAUAUGCUUUCAUUAACGUACAAUGCCAGUAAUUCGGUUGUGUUCUUCCAGGUUGUAAGUAAUUUAUCUCGUUUUUUUUAAAGAAACUUUGCAUGCAGUGAAUGGAUUCCUUGUAGAUUGCAAAUAUGUAAUUGAUUCGUAUUGAUAAAUUUGAGUCUUCAGUGGCUGUGCAGUUGCAGUUAUUCUGCGAAUCGUACCCGUAAAUUAUGAUACUACCAAAAAUACAUGCUGACGCGCUCAGAUUAUUAAUAUUUUUUUUAAUAUUUUAUUUUCAUUUCCUUGUGUUAGAUAUCAUUGAAUGUGAUGAUGAGCCUCCUCCGUGUCACGUGAAUGCCACAUGUAAUGAUAUUCCUGGAUCAUAUGAAUGCAACUGUUUAGACGGUUUCACUGGCAAUGGUACCUAUUGCGAUGGUAUGGACGUUUUGAUUAUAGUAACUUUCUAUUCAUUCCUAGUAAAUAAUUUGUACUGAAAAUACAUGCAUGCAGAAACGCCUUGCUGACAAAACCAUUGUAUUUUCCGAACAUGAAGUAUUUAAAGUAGUUGUCAUGGUAACACGAUAAUUUUGUUAAGAAUAUUUUUACAAAUGAAAAACGUCAAAAAUCAUCUAAAAAUAUCACUUUUAAUUACAAAAUUAUCAAUUCCCCAAACAUAUAUAUGUUAGGUAUGUUAUUCUACGUAAUAUAAGCUUCAAUUUAAGGUAAAAUUCAACCUCAAACGCUUCGCAAAACGUUUUAAAAUGUUCCUUAUUAUAAAUGUUCCCUGCCGUUAUCGUCGACUGGUUAUCGUUAAACUUUGAGUUUGAAAUUAUCAAAUGAUUUCAAAUUCUCGCAUUCAAACAACUUUGCUUUCUUUUUUAUUUAAAAAUUUUAGUAUAAUAAAAAGGGCAAUCAAUAGAGAAACACUGAAAUUAUAUGCUGUCUUUUUCAUUUAAAAUAUACGUAACGAUCAGCUUUUAAAGCUAUUAUUAUAGCGAACAUAUAUAGAGCGAACAAUGCAUCAAUAUUUAAAACGAACCUACCUUCGUUAACGUCGGCGACUUUACUCCCUUCUUUUAUAGCAAUUCUUUCGUCUUUAUUUUCUUAGAAAGCUUUUGAAAUUCGCAAAAUUUUGCAAGAAAUCGUCGAAUCAAGAAAUGUUUGCUAUUUCGCUGUCGUCAUGCAGUUUUCGCUAUUCAUCCAAUCAGUUUUCGCUAUUCAUGACAGUCUACCAUAUUUUUGAGAUCAGUGAGCAUGACCAACACCCCAACACCGUUGGACACCCACACCCGCGAUCAUUGAUGAACUUUAGACUUCGCUAAUGCUUUCGUUUCCCCGGGUGUAAAUAACCGGGCGGAAUUAGUACCCUCGCCCCGGGCUUACGCCCGGAACGGCGCCGUUGGCUCGGCGAUUACGAAAUAUUUUUAUGAAAAUAGAAUAUUCCUCCCAAACCUUUUCAUUUUUUCAUUGUAAUUGGCGUGAACGUUGUAAUUGGCGUGAACUGUCAUGUAGGACAUUUAUUUAUUUUACAAACGUGUAUGCAGAAGAGUUAUGGCAUGUUCAUAGUUCCCUGUUUCCCUAAAAUUUAAUUGUCACUGCAUUCAUUUACUUAAAACCACAGUAUGAGGGAAAACGUGUCCGAUAUUAAACCUUGUCGCUGUGAACAAUGAACUUCAUUUUUUUAAAUGAUUUGUCAUGACUAAAUAUUACUGGAUUUGUAGCAAGAUCUUUUCUCGUUGCAUGUCGAAGCUCAAACCAUUAGCGCGCUAGGAAGUGCACCGUACUUCCGACGGACGUUUCUCAGUAAAAUAUGGACUAGAUUCCAGUUAAUUUCAUUUCACGAUCAAAUCCAAGAUGGCGGCCAAUGUGAAACUUAAGUAUUUACCCCCUAGGUCACUCUUUUCAGUCAGAUAUGUCAAGCGUCAAGCAAGAUAUGCAAAAAAACUGUAAAAAGUAUUUUUUCAAAAGUUGUUUCAAAUGAGAAAAGCUAAUUUUUACCCCCAAUCUCCUUUAGUGAAUAUUAGAAAAUUAAACCAACCCUUUACAUAGUAGAACCGUAUAUGGAUAAUGCUAGGUUGUGCUCAUCUUACUAGAUGUUGACGAGUGCGAACCAAGUCGUUGUCAUGACAAUGCUACAUGUAAUAAUACUAUUGGAUCGUUCAUUUGCCGUUGUAUUGAGAACUUCAGAGGCAAUGGUUUUGAAUGUGAAGGUAAGAAUCUCUUUCCUUAUGCUGGAUUAUAAUUAAGUCAUCUAUUGAUUACACUUCUAAACCUGCUUUUUGGUUGAGUGAAAUAAGUCAUGAAAAGAAAGGAAAUAUUUACCUUCUGAGCAAGCUGCAAUAACAAAUGAGGAAGAAAUUUCUUCUCAAAUUUCAUUUGUGUUUCUUUGAAUGUUAUUUGUUUUUCUAUGAUUAAAAACUUGUUCCAUUGCUUGUGCUUACACUGUAUUACAUUAAGGGAGGUUACCAGCAUACCAAUGUACUUGGUGGUAGUGUCUUCGUAUACCUAAAUGUUAAUCUUGGGAAAUGUAGCAUGCUUAUUUUAUACUGUGUCUCAGCUUACUUCAACAAUAAAAUACUGCAUACCAAAAGUAAAAUGGUCUAAACGUUUAGUCCUUUCUCAAGAUGGUGCACAUGGUACUCCAAGAUACAUGUAGUUAUUCAUUUUUCUCAUCUUUAAAUCAUUUUUUUUUAAAAUACAUCAUUGAGUCUCGCCGCCUAUACUAACGUUGCCCUCAAUAGUACGUUAGUCAUGUGUGUGGUUGUUACUGCAUACUAGUGUCGAGAGAAUAGUUAGGCUAUAUUGUUUUAUAUUCUUGCCUGUAGACAAUUUUUACACGUAAAUUCAUGAAGUUUCAUUUUUUUAUAGAGUUCAUUAACUGUACAGAUUACAACGGAUGUGAUGAAAAUGCGGUGUGCAACAACAUUACUGGGACCCCUGUGUGCACAUGUAAUGAGGGUUUUGUAGGGAAUGGAAGUGUUUGUGAAGGUAUUUAUCUAUCCACAGUAGAGCUGUGCGGUUAACCGAAAAAUUCGGUUCUUCCGGUACUUUUUUUAGCACCGAAAAAUUAUACUCAAAGAACCGGUAGUUUAAAAUAAAUAUUUCAUGUCCAUAAAUAAAUUCCAAUUGUUCUUUUGAAAUAUUCAGAAAUUUAUACAAACUUACAAAAUUUAAGGCAUAUAAAUUCAUCUAUUUAGUAAAAAUGCUCAAAACAUACAUAAAUGAGUUCAUACAUUUCUACUGUUCUUCUUUUUCGAAAAUAACCGAAACCGAACCGAACCGAGGUUUUUCUGUUCCAAAAAACCGGAACCGAGAUAAAAUUUUUGGAACCGCACAGCUCUAGUGCACAGUAUUUUGAUUCUUAUUAUGUGUACAUUUAUAUCUCCCUUUUUAUUACUCAUAUAUUUUGGCUUGUUUACACUGCCAAAACGUCUAGAGAAGUGCUGUAGUCGGUAUGUUAAAUUUUACAAUAUUCAGCUCGUGGAAAAUGAGAAAGCAUUGAUAUUUUGGCAACAUUACAAAGUUUUGAUGUAUUCUCCAUUGUUUCCUUGAAGCAUUGUUGCAAAAAGAAAAUAUGUUAUGUCAUAUCUUCAGUAUGAUUUUUUGUAAGGAAACAAUAUUUCCUGGUUUUCUCAACUUGUUGAAACAUGACAAUUUUUCGAAAAACUGUUUCCUACGUUGCCCGGGGUUGAUUUCUACAGUUUUACUGCUCGUAAAAUAUUACUGCCAGGUUUGUCUUGUAAGUUUGUGCAGCAAACAUUUCUCAAUCGUUAUUGCAGAUGAAAAUGAAUGUAAUGCGACCAUGUAUCCCUGUCAUGAAGAUGCAUUUUGUAACAACACAAUUGGGUCAUUUGAGUGCGUUUGUAAAGAUGGUUUUGAAGGAAAUGAGACACACUGUCAAG
Paramuricea clavata is the source of this 17904-nucleotide messenger RNA. The record is from the annotation of a GenBank genome assembly. Lineage: Eukaryota; Metazoa; Cnidaria; Anthozoa; Malacalcyonacea; Plexauridae.